Molecule: messenger RNA, 1597 nt
Organism: Xyrauchen texanus (razorback sucker)
Lineage: Eukaryota; Metazoa; Chordata; Actinopteri; Cypriniformes; Catostomidae
Product: gastrula zinc finger protein XlCGF49.1-like
Exons: 2
Coding region: 204-1028 (274 amino acids)
Biological process (GO): regulation of transcription by RNA polymerase II
Molecular function (GO): RNA polymerase II cis-regulatory region sequence-specific DNA binding; DNA-binding transcription factor activity
Source: RefSeq, a predicted model, not a curated record
AAAGAGAUAUGAUGCUUUAUGGCGCGAUGUGUCUUAAUACUGGCUUGCUUCACUCACACAAGUAUUUUACCGUCACUGGACUGAGUGCUUGAAUUGAGGACAUGAAUAUUCAUGGGAAACGUGACGAAGAGUCGUUUCAAACAUGCAGGGAUAAUAACGCCAGUUGUUAAAAUAUACAUUUGCGUCAUAAACUUAUUGUAAAGAUGGAGAUUAUUAAAGUGGAGAUUGUGGACAUGGGCGAUCCAGAAACAGUCGAUGUGACAAAUGAAGAUACUGAAGAACAAAGAGACCUGACGGAAGUGAAGAAUGAAAGUCAAGAACCAAAUGAAGUGGAGGAGGAACAUCAGGAACCUUAUAAUUCCACAACUGGAGAAACCUCUUCAAGUGGCUCACAGACUGGAAAGGAGAUCUCUCCGAUAAAAAGAGUAGUCAGAAAACCUUUUUGCUGCCCUCAAUGUGAAAAGAGUUUCACAUGCAAAGACCACCUGAUGGAUCACUUCAGAAUUCACAUUGGAGAAAGGCCUUACGUGUGUCCACAGUGUGGCAAGAGUUUCGUUCAAAAAGGAAGUCUCAGGAUCCACAUGCGAAUUCACACUGGCGAGAGGCCUUUCACCUGCCCUCAGUGUGGAAAGAGCUUCUCAUAUAAAGAAAUCCUAAAGGAUCACAUGCGGAUUCACACAGGAGAAAGGCCUUUCAAGUGUGGUCAAUGUGGAAAUAGUUUCAAACAAAAGGGACACUUGAAGAUUCACAUGCGAACUCACACUGGAGAGAGGCCUUACACGUGCCUUCAGUGUGACAAGAGUUUCACGCAUCAAGGAAAUCUAUUAAGUCAUAUGAAAAUACAUUCUGGAGAGAAACCACACAAGUGUUCUCAGUGUGGCAAGAGGUUCUUUGAGGCAACAUAUCUCAAAAAACACCUGAAAACACAUACAGUUGAGAGGCCCCACUUGUGUUCUGUUUGUGGCAAAGUUUAUUUAAGGCUCAGAAGUUUAGAAGCACACAAGAAAACUCAUACUGAUAAACCGUAGUGAUCAUAUUGUGAAAAGAAAAGACAUGAUGCCAGGUCUAAUUAAUGAUCUAAAGUGUGCUUUAGACGUAAGCAAGAAAAUAUUUAGUUCCUACAAUAUUUACUUUUCACUAGAAAUGGAUUCAGAAGGCAGCAAAGCUGGAUCAUAAAAUUUCUUCAAUGUCUUCUUUUAAAGGACCAAACUGAGACCCCCCUUUAGUGGACCGGAAGGUAAACCGAGCAAAAAGGACACGGUUAUCUUGCAGUUCUUGCGUUGACACUAUCUAAUGCCUUGAAAGUGGACACUGUUGUUUUUGAUGUUGACCAAAAGUGAGGACCAUAAUAAAAGAAAACUUCCUUAAGGGCAACUGUGUUCUAAUACUUACAAAAUGUAAUUAACAGUGAGCCCAUGCAAGGCUAUUUGGCAACACUGGCAGACGAAAGACUACCGUAAUCUUAGUCAUUUUUAUUCACAUCUUGGUCAGACAACAGUCCUUAGACUAAUAGUUUAAGUCUGCAUAAAUCUUUCCAAAAUUUUGCAUGGAUCCAUAUAAUCAAAAACAAAAAGACUAGCUGGAUUUGAUUGUUCUC